This is a messenger RNA of Sorghum bicolor (sorghum), 2767 nucleotides long. RefSeq lists its product as uncharacterized. Gene Ontology annotation, cellular component: cytoplasm. NCBI's taxonomy places the organism in Eukaryota, Viridiplantae, Streptophyta, Magnoliopsida, Poales, Poaceae. The coding region runs from base 357 to 2393 and encodes 678 amino acids. Gene Ontology annotation, molecular function: mRNA binding. Gene Ontology annotation, biological process: post-transcriptional regulation of gene expression. The transcript has 6 exons. The record is from RefSeq and is a predicted model, not a curated record.
GGGGAAGCAAACAAAUGCCCCGUCUUCCUCUGCUCUGCCCCCCUCUCACCUCUCUCUCUCCUCGUUUCAUCUCCUUCCAGCGCAAGCCUUGCCUUGCCCUCAAAAUCCCUCCCUCAGAAACUCAUCGCCUCCACCACGACCGCCUUCUCUCCCCAAUUCUCAUCUCCCCGGCGGCGCGCCCUCCCCAGAGGCCGCUGGAUCGCGCGGCGGCGGCGGCGCUCCUGCUAAUGCGCGUGCUCCCCUGAGGCUUUUCCUGGUGAUUCCGUGGUAUUCGUGCGUCACAUCCAACUCUGGGUGCCGUAGUGUUGUUGAAUCCACCUACAUUGUGUGAUCGAGUUUGGCUUCGUGGUAUUGGGAUGGACGAAGUGCCGGGUAAUCAGGACAAUCAGCCAUUUCUUGGCAACAUCACUGGAGCCAUGUUUGCAAAUCCUGGGGAACAAUCUGCAGGGUGUUCUUCCCUCGAGGCAGGGUGGGUUCCUAUGAGUGAAAGAAGCCCUGCUCGGAAUGGUCUGGGCACCAUUUACAAUGCCAAUUUGUUUGAUGAUCAGUCAUUGGCAUCUGCAUUUGAGAACAUGAGCUUGAGCUUCACUGGUAGUGCUGCUGACUCUUCUGCUAACUCUGGUAAUGUUGGAUCCAGGGAUGGGCUCCGUUUUCCAGACUAUUUGUUUGCAUCAGCUGACAACCCAACAAAUCUGCCACUUCAGUCAGCAUUUGGUCAGGAUGAGUUUGUGCCUUCAUGUUUGAUGGUCAACAAUGCUGGACACAUGAGACCAAAGUUUGGUGCACAAAAUCCUCCAAUGUACACAGGGAUGCAUGGCACAGAUAAUGCUUUUUUGGUUAGAACCAAUUUAUCACAAGCUUUGCCUUUCCAGCAACAUCUCAUUAUCGAUAGGCAGCCACAAGCAUAUGCACCUUAUUAUCAGCAGCAGAUGAACUCUACAUUCAAGCGGCAUGAUAUUGAUGUCGAGAUGAAAUUUAUCAUGCAGCCACAGUGUUCUUAUCAGCAAAUUCCACAGGCUCCUGAUGUUCGUUGGAUCAAUAGCAAUCAAUAUGGUGUUAUCAACUCAUCAACCAAGUAUGCAGCUGCACCUCACCUUAGAGUGCCCACUGUUCGUCAUCUAGGACAUGGCAGUCCUGAUAUCUACUGGAAUGGUGCUAUAAUUCCUAAUGGAAGUAUCCGACAGAGUUUGACACGUAUGAAUAAUUGUCCUUGUACAAGUUAUCCUGAUUGCUUAUGUGAAACCUGUGAAUACUGUCAGAUUCAGCUAUCUAAAAAGCUCAAACAUUCAUUUGGGCUCAGGCAUUCACCCAAAGGUUUGUUAGAAGAUUGCAUCUCUCAUAAAGUGAAAAGUUCACCAUCAUCCUUGGAUCCUGAAGUGGCCAUGAAAUCUGCCCAACUGAACUAUAAUUCAGUUGAUGAAGUUGUUGGAGAAUUGUACCACUUGGCGAAGGAUCAGAAUGGUUGCCGUUUCCUCCAAAGGAUAUUUACAGAAGGUUCUCAAGAGGAUGCCCAAAAGGUUUUUGAUGGUGUAAUUGAGCAUAUCGAUGAACUUAUGAUUGAUCCAUUUGGAAAUUACUUGAUACAAAAACUACUCGAGCAGUGCAAUGAUAAUCAAAAGAUGCAUAUACUUUAUGAAAUAACUAAAAUACCUGGCCAGCUAGUCAAAGUUGCAUGCAACAUGCAUGGGACACGUGUGGUGCAAAAGGUGAUAGAAACAGUUAGUACCUCAGAUGAAGUGUCCAUGGUAGUAUCUGCUCUGAGCCAUGGUGCCAUUACUCUGAUGAUGGAUGCCAAUGGCAGUCACGUUGCACACCGUUGCUUGCAGAAGCUAUCACCAAAGUGCAAAGCAUUCCUUCUCAAUGCGGCCACAAAAUAUUGCGUUGAGCUAGCAAAGGAUCGGCAAGGCUGUUGUAUCAUCCAGAAAUGUAUUAUUCAUGCAAAUAAGGAACAGAAGAACAAGUUGUUGUACAGUAUCACAGGUCGGGCUCUCAAUCUCGCAGAACACCAGUAUGGGAACUAUGUAAUACAGUUCAUACUCGACCUCAAGGUUACUUGGGCAAUGAAUGAAAUUCUGGACAAGCUUGAGGGUAGCUAUGGAUACCUGUCGAUGCAAAAGUGCAGCAGCAACGUAGUUGAGAAAUGCCUGAAAGAAGCACGGGGGCCAAAACGUGCAAAGAUCAUCCUUGAGCUUAUCAACGACCCCAAGCUGCAGAAUAUCUUGCUUGAUCAGUAUGGGAAUUAUGUGAUCCAAACAGCAUUCCGGGAGUGCGGGGAUGCUGCGGUUGAGGCUGCAUUGGUCCGAGCCAUCAAGCCACACAUCAGCGCUCUUCGAAACAACAUGUUUGGGAAGAGAAUCCUGUCGAAAACCUGCCUGAGGAGCAGGAAGCUCUAAUCCCACACCUCCUCAAGAUGUCCUAUGGAGUUGGUCUCAUAAGGGGCAUCGCUGAUGUACAAAUUCUGUAAUAAAGUAGUAUAUGUCACGGGAUAGGUCGUCGUGAAACCGAGUAGACUCAGGAGAAAUGGAUGAGGAGAGUAGUCUGGUUGGAGGAAUCCACAUUUUGGGCCAUUGUAGAACAAUCCUAAGCGUGUUGUAGUUGUAGAGUUGUUUGGGAGAGUUCGUGCAAAUAAGUAUAUUAUUACUUCGUUGGUAAUCUGUCAGAUGAUCGUCUGUAUCUUGUUUUAUGGUAAUCAUUGUAUGCUUGAGAUGUAAAAAUUUCAUACUCAUUGGAUCAAGUAUGAUUGAGUUAUAGACUUCAUUUAGGUUUA